AGUGAGUCUGAGUUGAUGGUAAACUACACGAUACGCCACUCUCGUUGAAUUUUAUUUUAAUUUAAAUGUUAAUUUUAUAUUUUUUUCUGUAAAUUAUUAUGAAUAUCAUGAAUAGAAAAGGAUUACUCUUAAUUUUAUUUGAUUAUUUCUCAAUGUUCAUACUCGCUUCAAAUGUGACAGUACAAGAAUAUGUUUGUACGGUACCUCCCCAGACAGCAAAUGGUUAUCUGCAAUUAUAUAAGUUGCAAUGCCAAUUGCAACAAAGCAAUUGCGACGUGCAGGAGGGUAACAAAUUACCAAUCAUGUCUCAGUUAGUUUAUAGCUGUAAUUAUGAAUACGUUUUAAACGAUACCAGUGACGUAUUUUGUGAUGAAGAAGGAAACUGGUCAAAUAUUCCAGUUUUUAAUGAAAUAGAUUGCCAACCAUUAGCUUCAGCAUCAAGAGCAGCUGAUUGUAAGUUAAACAGACAACGAGUGACUUGCGAAUCUUCUAUUUUGUCUGGAACCACUGCAGAAUUGAGUUGUCAUGACAAUCAUCAAGAAGUUGAUAAUUUUCAAUCGAAACAAGGAGUUCAAGUUAUAUGUGACAAUACAGGUCAAUGGGCACCACAACAGUGUUUACCAAUUACGAUGUUUACUAAUAUUUUUGUUGAGGUUGGCAAAAUAACAUUUCAAAUUUAUAGUGAGAGAAGUAACCCUUCUUGUCAAUUAAUCACAGUAUUGAGUGACAAAAUUAUAAUCCAUACAGAUGCUUGCAAAUGGAAUUAUUCUUAUAUGGAUGUUAGAUGAUUUAAAUUUUGUUUAUUUUUUUUUACUUUUUUACUUCUAUUUCUUUAGUUUAUCGAUAUAUUUAUAUUACCUUUGGCGAGCAAAAUACUUAGGUAAAAGAAACAAACAAAAAAUAACAGAUAUGGGCAUAUAAUACACUUUAGAAGUAAAAUGUUCAAAAAACCAAUCUUCGAGGAAAUGAGACGAAUGCAGAGUAUCAGGAGUUAGAUAACUAAUGGAUUUAUUUAUUAUAAUAUUGUUAUCAAGUUUAAAAAUUAUUUUACAUUUUAUUUUGCAUAUACUACUUGACAUUUUAUACAGACUCCAUUUUCUAAUUUUUUACUAAGGAUACGAGUGCCAUAUGGUCACCCUAAUUGUAUGAAAUAAAUUAUUUACUUUGGACUUGAACAAUAUACUUUUAAAAUACAACGUUAAUGUCUGGUUUUUCUUUUGUUGUAAAUUUAAUGCGACUGCUGCAUAUUUAUUAUUUUAGGUUUUUUUUCAGUUGCCUAAUCAAAGGUAGCACUUCAUCAAAUGCAAAAUUCUAAUUUGCAUGGAUUGAACUAGUGCUUGAAACUUACAUAUAGACAAUAAUAUAGUUUUUCUUGUGAGAAACGGCAAAUGGUACUUGCUAUCUAAUGUCCAGUCAAAAAACUAAUUGAUUCAGACUAGAGAAUAUUCAAGCAUACACAAGCACACAUUGUACAACGCUUAAUAGACAAGAGUUGGGAGACAAUGAAGCACAGCAUAAAGAGUAGGACCAAAAUAAUAAGAAAUAAAAGUACACUGUCUUCUAUCUCUUUUUCACGCAGGCUAAAUCCUAUAGAUAUAUGUAUUGUUACGACCUGGCCUGUGCAGACCAGAGUAAAAGAGUUUGAAGGCCGUUGUUAUGCUACACACAAGGCUGUUUAUAGAAUGAAGAUAAUUGAUAGAUCUUCAUAAGUUGCUUAAGGCCGGCGAUACAUGUAAAAUAAAAUAAAAAUUGAAUUUUUUUUUUCAUAAAUAGUUAAUUUACCAUCGUAAAAAUAUGCCUGUAAAUAUUUAGAGUGAAAUUUCAAUUAUUUAUCGAUUAAAAAUUCAUUUAAAUGCUACGCCUCAACUCGGCGCUAAACGCGAACGCUAAACUUUGAACGUGUUUUUCUCGAAACGACUUUUUUCAAACUGUGGUGCAAGAUAACUCAAAAAGGUUUCAACCGAUUUUUAUGAAAUUUAGCACACAUUCUCUUUAUAGUAUUAGCUUCUAGUUGAACUUUAAGAAUGUCACAAAAAUUUUCAAAAAUACCAUUUUUGACCAAAAAACCGUGUAAAAAAAGGGUUAAAAAUCAGACUUUUUUAUCUGAGUCGUGCCAAUUUACGAUUUUUUGACUUUUUAGUUUUUCCUUUGUUCAACUAGAAGAUACUUUUUUUAUGAACACGCUCCGACCCUUUUUUUAAUUUUAAAUUGCUGUAACUAAAGCUAAAAAUCACGUUGAUUGAUGCCUUUCGCCGCGAGGGCCUCAGGAGAUUAGUUAAACGGCUGCCAUUUUGAAAAAAAA
Polistes dominula (European paper wasp) is the source of this 2302-nucleotide messenger RNA. RefSeq lists its product as uncharacterized. Lineage: Eukaryota; Metazoa; Arthropoda; Insecta; Hymenoptera; Vespidae. The record is from RefSeq and is a predicted model, not a curated record.